GGCAGUACUUACAGGGAUACACUUAUUUUCAGCGCGGAGUAUACUUACGUAUUCAAUCCACGCGGAAUCCACGUUUACCCAUACCCUACAUAGCAGCUUUACACCUUCCAAUACCUCUUUAAAUUUUUCUAAGUUUGUGCGAAUCAACAUGGCGACGUCUGAUGGUUCAAACGAUGUUCCUUCUUCUAACAGUGGUAUCGAUGCCAUGGAAUCUAACUACGAUGAAGUAGUUGAUUCUUUCGAAGCUCUUAAACUGAAUGAAGACCUGUUACGUGGUAUUUACUCUUAUGGUUUUGAAAGACCCUCUGCUAUUCAACAGCGUGGAAUUAAACCAAUUAUUGAAAACCAUGAUACAAUAGGGCAAGCUCAGUCUGGAACUGGAAAAACCGCUACCUUUAGUAUUGCCGCCCUCCAGCUAAUCGAUUACAGUGUUGUUUCUUGCCAGGUUCUCAUUUUAGCUCCAACUAGAGAACUCGCUCAGCAGAUUCAAAAGGUUGUUCUUGCACUCGGUGACUACCUCAAGGUCCAAUGCCACGCGUGCGUAGGAGGUACCAUUGUGAGAGACGACGUGCAUAAACUUAAGGCCGGUGUUCACAUGGUUGUGGGAACACCUGGACGUGUAUAUGACAUGAUAGAUAAGAAGGCUCUUUUGACCAACAAGAUUAAGUUAUUUAUUUUAGAUGAAGCUGAUGAAAUGUUGUCACGUGGAUUCAAAGGGCAAAUCCAUGAAGUUUUCAGGAGGAUGCCUCCAGAUGUUCAGGUUGCGCUCUUCAGUGCCACCAUGCCUAACGAAAUUCUUGAACUGACAACCAAGUUCAUGAGGUCGCCAAAGCGCAUUCUUGUUAAAAAAGACGAACUCACUCUUGAAGGUAUUAAACAAUUUUAUGUCAUGAUAGAUAAGGAGGAGUACAAGUUCGACACGCUCUGUGAUCUUUACGAAUCUGUCACUAUCACACAGGCCAUUAUCUACUGUAACACACGAAGGAAGGUGGAUAUGCUAACCAGCAAAAUGCAAGAGCGUGACUUUACCGUGUCUAGUAUGCACGGUGAUAUGAGUCAGAAUGAGCGUGACCUAAUUAUGAGGGAGUUUAGAUCGGGGUCCACGCGUGUGCUUAUCACUACCGAUCUUUUGGCCAGAGGAAUCGAUGUACAGCAAGUAUCGUUGGUCAUCAAUUAUGACCUUCCCAUGUCUCCUGACAAUUACAUUCACAGAAUCGGUCGUUCUGGACGUUUCGGUCGUAAAGGUGUCGCUAUCAACUUCCUAACUCCCAUGGAUGUUGAAUGCAUGAAGAACAUUGAAAACUACUACAACACCCAAAUCGAAGAAAUGCCUGCAGAGAUUGCGGAAUACAUGUAAUCGCUAUAUGGUGUGCCGAAUUGACACUUGCUGGCGAUAUUGGCGUAAAACUCUGCAGAAUCACUGUAGGCGUUUAAGCUGGAUUGUGAAUGCAGGGCAUUUGGUUUCCUACAUUAAAAUGAUUAUAAUGUUAUUCGUU
This is a messenger RNA of Babesia bovis T2Bo, 1496 nucleotides long. RefSeq names its product putative eukaryotic translation initiation factor 4A. The record is from RefSeq and is a predicted model, not a curated record. Lineage: Eukaryota; Apicomplexa; Aconoidasida; Piroplasmida; Babesiidae. Gene Ontology annotation, molecular function: RNA binding; RNA helicase activity; ATP binding. The coding region runs from base 149 to 1357 and encodes 402 amino acids. The transcript is spliced from 3 exons.